This is a messenger RNA of Brassica napus (rape), 2148 nucleotides long. RefSeq names its product polyamine-modulated factor 1-binding protein 1. NCBI's taxonomy places the organism in Eukaryota, Viridiplantae, Streptophyta, Magnoliopsida, Brassicales, Brassicaceae. The record is from RefSeq and is a predicted model, not a curated record.
UUACUUUUUCUAAAUUUCAAAAUUUCGAAAAUCCAGCUUUGUGAUUUUUUUUGUUUGUUGUAAAGGAGAAUCAAUAAUAACAUGUCGUGGUUGAGAUCGGCGGUGCACAAAGCAGUCGAAGUCGGCGGGCAGAACCCCAUCACCCGCACCGUUCGCGGUUACGCCGGUUCCGUCGUCCUCACCGCCGGCAAUGCCGUCUCCGGAGGCGCCAAACUGAUCCAGGAUCGCAUCGGAUCGAGGAACGUGAAGAGCUUUACUCUCGCGGUGAAGAGAUUAGAGGAGGUCUCGGUCUCUUCCCGAGGCGGCGAGAGAGUGCAGUUGCUGAGAAGGUGGCUUGUCGCUCUUAGAGAGAUCGAGAGGAUGACGUCGUCAGAGAAUGUAGAAGAUCAGAACCAACCUAGUUCCGAAGAAGCCAAGGAUUCUCCCAAAACGUUAACCACCGUUUACUACGUUGAUCCUGGUCUUCCCGGUGAGCCAAUGACUUUUAGAGAUGUGUUUCUUCACAGUGAGGCUCUUGAAGGAAUGGUUUUAUCUAUGAUUCUGGAAGCACCAAACGAAGAAGAAGUCCAGCUGCUUCUGGAACUGUUUGGGCUCUGUUUGUCAGGAGAGAAGGAAGUUCACGAAGCAGUAAUUCAAAAUGUGCAGGAGUUAGCUACUGUGUUUUCGAAAUACAAGGAUGAAGUUUUGGCAAAGCGUGAGGAACUUCUUCAAUAUGUCCAAAGUGCAAUCGGAGGGCUAAAAAUCAGUGCUGAUCUUGCAAGAAUAGAUAUCGAAUCCCAUGCUCUGAUGGAGAAACUUGAUAAGACGAAGGUCAAGGUUCUUGAGCAGGCUUCGAAUGACGAUAGUUCAAAAACCGUUGGAACCAAUGCUGCAUCAACCGAGGCUCUCCGAGAAAUUCUUGAGCAAGUUCGCACUUUUUCUAAGCUAGAAGCACUCUUGCUAAAGAAAAAAUCACUAAGAAAUGGUGACACCCUUCAACUCCACAGUGAGAAGGUUGAUAAACUAAAAGUUCUGUCAGAAUCUUUACUCAGUUCUACCUCUAAAGCUGAAGACAGAAUCGUGGAUCAUAGAAGUCAGAAAGAAGAAGCUCUUAGUUUCCGACUUUCCAAAACUACUGAAGUCAGCCAGCAGGAGAAGGAUGUAGAGGCAGAAUUAAAAAAACUUGAGAUCUUGAAGGAUGAUCUUGAAACUGAGCUGCAAAGGGUCAACACCUCAAUAACAUCUGUUCGGGCUCGCCUUCGCAAUGCGAGAGAAGAAAGAGAGCAGUUUGAUAAUGCAAGUAAUGAAAUUCUUUUGCACUUGAAGUCGAAGGAAGACGAGCUAACUCGUUCGAUAUGUUCAUGCCGGGUAGAGGCAGAUGUUGUAAAUAAGUGGAUCAAAUUUUUGGAAGAUACCUGGAUUAUACAGUCUAGAUUUGAUCAACAAAAGGAAAUACAAGUGAGUGGGGAGAUGGAGAGAUAUGGUGACCAUUUCAUCGACCUGAUUGUUCAACUCCUCUCUUUCUACAAGGAACAGUUGGAUCCUUCUAUACCCAAGAUCCGAAGAGUUAUUGAAAAUUUGGAACCAAAUAAAGGGUUAGAGGCAGAAAAAAAGAUAGACGAUAAGGAUGCAAAGCCAAUUGAUUCUAGAAAACAGCUUGAGAAGGAGUAUCUGGACCUAGAAGCUAAGUUUGUAACAACAUUAAGUGUGGUGGAUGCAAUGAAAAAGCCAUUCUAUUCACAGACGGAAGGUAUCUCCAGGAAAGACGAUAAAAGAGUGAAAGAACUAUUUGAGGCAUUGGACAAAACAAAACAAGAGUUCGAGUCUAUCGAACGCCCGCUUCUAGAUAUUGAAUCUCCUGCGAGAACAUCUUCUUCUUCACGCUCACCUUCCCUGAAAACGACGCUCGACACUCCACUUUCCGACACAGUCCCGAAAAAACUUGCUGAUGUUGACUCUCCAGACAGUAAAAAGGGGUCGUCAGAGAAAGAAGACUUGGCGAAGAAUCAGCUGGAGUUGGAACUGGACGAUGGAGAAGAGUUAUUGGCAGAUGAAAUCAAUGACUGGGAGUUCGAUGCUCUUGAGACACUCAUUUCAAAAACCAAUAGCUGUUUCAUAACUUUUUUCAAAGAUGAUAGAGGAAGAUGGAGGGAGUACAUAGUAAUCUGA